UGUAGUUUUAAGAAAGUAAUUCAGGUAGGGGACGAGACAAGAUCUUUGCGGUAGCUCUGUCCGGAGCCGCCAACGCUGCCGAAACCGGUACCCCGGAGCGCGAGCCAAUUGUCAGCAGCUAGGCUCGCAUUCCGCGCGCCCGUGCGUCCCGGGAACGCGAGCGGAAGGUGGGGGGAGCUCGUGCCCAGCAGGGAGCGCGGGCUGCAACACAUCUCCAGAAAUAAGGCUGACAGAGGGAGGGAGAGAAAGGAGAAAAAAAAGCCUUGCCCUCUCGGAGCCUCGCUGCAAAUCGCAAAUGAAUUGUCUGAGGCCGGGAUCGGGUGCAAGCGUUGCAGAGAUCAGGACUUUUGACUGUUAUCGUGCAGUCUGCUGUGCUUGAGGAAUCCCAAGGCACAUCUUGCUAUGGCGCAAGGAAAUAAUUAUGGGCAGAAUGCGAGUAACAACGGAACGGCGGACGAAUCGCCCAACAUGCUGGUGUACAGAAAGAUGGAAGAUGUCAUAGCACGAAUGCAAGAGGAGAAAAAUGGGAUUCCAAUUCGCACAGUCAAAAGUUUUUUGUCAAAAAUUCCCAGUGUAUUUUCUGGUGCAGAUAUUGUCCAGUGGCUAUUGAAGAAUCUGAACAUUGAAGAUCAAGGUACAAUUACUGAGAUUCAAACUGUGGAAGCACUGCACCUUGGAACAUUGAUGGCAGCUCAUGGCUAUUUCUUCCCAAUCUCAGACCAUGUCCUGACGUUGAAAGAUGAUGGAACUUUCUACAGAUUCCAGACGCCAUACUUUUGGCCAUCCAACUGUUGGGAGCCAGAAAAUACUGACUAUGCUGUUUAUCUCUGCAAGCGAACAAUGCAAAAUAAAGCCCGGUUGGAGUUGGCAGAUUACGAAGCAGAGAGUUUGGCUCGUCUACAAAGAGCAUUUGCUCGAAAAUGGGAAUUUAUCUUCAUGCAAGCAGAAGCCCAAGCAAAAGUUGAUAAGAAAAGAGAUAAGAUUGAAAGAAAAAUUCUUGAUAGUCAAGAACGAGCAUUCUGGGAUGUACACAGGCCCGUGCCAGGAUGUGUAAAUACUACAGAAGUGGACAUAAAGAAAUCAUCCAGAAUGAGAAAUCCUCACAAAACAAGAAAGUCUGUCUAUGGAUUACAAAAUGAUGUCCGAAGUCACAGUCCUACUCAUGUCCCUGCGCCGGAAGCAAAGCAGCCGACAGUAGAAGAGCUACAUCAGCAGAUAAAAUUCUGGCAAAUGCAGCUAGACAGGCAUCGGUUAAAAAUGUCAAAAGUUGCAGAAAGUCUGAUAGGAUACACAGAGCAGUAUAUGGAAUUUGAUCCAUUUCUCAUAAGCCCUGAACCUUCAAACCCAUGGACGUCUGAUGACAUUUCCUUCUGGGAGCUGGAAGCAAGCAAGGAACCAUACGGACAGAGGGUAAAGCGAUGGGGUUUCUGUAUUGAUGAAGUUCUAAAAGAUCCUGUUGGCCGUGAGCAGUUUCUUAAAUUUGUGGAGUCUGAAUUCAGUUCUGAAAACCUCCGGUUCUGGUUAGCUGUCCUGGACCUGAAGAAAAGGCCCAUUCGUGAGGUGCCGUCUCGUGUUCAAGAAAUCUGGCUGGAGUUUUUAGCCCCAGGAGCCCCCAGUGCCAUAAAUGUAGAUUCCAAAAGCUAUGAUAAGACCACACAAAAUGUGAAGGACCCAGGAAGAUAUGCAUUUGAAGAUGCUCAGGAGCACAUUUACAAACUGAUGAAAAGUGAUUCCUACCCUCGUUUCAUACGUUCCAGUGCCUAUCAGGAGCUGCUCCAGGCUAAAAAAAAGGGAAAAUCACUUACUUCGAAGCGGUUGACAAGCCUGGUGCAGUCUUACUGAUGAGUUCACUCACCCUUCUGCUGAGGAGCAAGUCUGAUCAGUUGUUCAAAGCUAUAACUCACUGUGUAUCCUGAACCCAAAAGACAUUACACCAUUCUUUGCAUGAAUGAGGAUCUGACUUUUGUUUCCUCUGCGUGUGUACAAAGACAUUGCAGAUAUAUUGUAUAAGGAGAGGGUGGGAAGGGAGGGACAAGUGCUCCCCAAAUCUUUUACGUUUACUUCAUCCAGUGCCAUAUCAACCAGUCGAUGUGUGUUGACCUCCACUGAUAAUAAGUUAAUGUUCAUCAUAACAUUAAAACUCCAACUCAGAAUAUGAUUUAUACACCAAACUAACUCAGAAAGUCAUUAAAUGCUUAUGAUUCAUACAGCGAGAUGUUAGAAAGGAUUAUUAUGUACAUAGUACAUACGCUAUUGUCCACAAUCCAACGAUAUGUUGCACCACAAAAUACAAUGAGCACGGAAAGAUUCUAUUACAAGGCUUAUUAGAGUAUCCUUGCUGAAAAUAAUCUGUGCUACAACUUAAGUGUUUUUGUGUCUUAUUUUUAUACAAUUCACUAUUUAUUCCAGAUUUAUUAAAGUUUGUCUUUUUUUGUUUAUUUUUCAUGUUCAUUUAUUUUCCAAAUUUUUUUUUAAGUUAGUUAUUCAUUGUUUUGAUAUUGUUUCAUAAGAUGAGAGCCAUCAUGUUAAUUAAGUCAGCUCGUUUCAUUUCUUAAAAUUUCAAAGUAGUUAUAUGAUAUUGCAAAUGGCUAGUCAAUCUUGCUUGAAGAAUAUUAAGAAAAGCACUUAGCACCAUAGAGAUAUUUUGUAAAUUUUAGGUUUAUUUCUUAAUAACUAGGUAAGUCAAAAUAAAAUAAAUAUAAUGAGUUUAAAGUAGUUCAGAGUUUGUUUAAUAUUUUCUUUGUAAGAAAAUUUAAGUCUGUUGCAGAUAAUGCUGAAAAGCAGGCAUGUAUUUUAAUAACUAAGUUGUGACAAUCACUGAGAAGAGUUCUUGCAGGAAUAUUAGCUUAUCUCAAGGAUCUUACUUUUGCUUUAACAUGUAUUUGCUAAUUCACUCACUAAAAAGAAAGGACAUCUCGGAUCAGCCUGUUGAAAGGGAAAUCCUAUAGGAACGUGAGGGCAACUUUUUUUACACAGCAUGGUCAGUAUAUGAAAAGAGCUGCCAGAGGAAGUGGUAGAGGGAGGUACAAUAUGAUUUAAAAUACAGUUCACCAGGUACAUGGAUAUGAACUGCUUAGACCAGGGGUUCCCAACCUCAUUUAUGCCAUGGACCAAUACCAUUAAUCAAGGGGUCCAUGGACCCCAGGUUGGAAACCCCUGGUUUAGAGGGACAAGGGUCAAAUGCAGGCAAAUGUGGUUCACUUAGAUGGGGGCUCACGGUCAGCAUGGACAAGUUGGGAUGUAGGGCCUGUUUCCAUGCUGUAUGAGAGUGUUUCUAAUGAGCAGAUCUGUUUCACUGAGAGAUUAAAGUACAGCAGCCCCUUUAUAAGUGAUAACUACAAUUCCUAAUAUUUUCAGGACCUUAGUCUUACUGUCCUUCCUCUCCUUUCCUGUCAGCAAUUUGCAAGUCAGGCAUUUUUAUUUUUGAAAACAAAAAAUAAAAAGAAGAUGCAAAAAAUUAUCCAAAUAACUAUAGGCAAAAAACUGUCAGCAGGCACUAAAUUUUGAAAAACCUCCUUUGUCUCCACAGUACUUCAGUCCAGAUUCAUAAGUGAUCAGCAAGGGAGCAAAAUGCCAAUCUGACUAUAAAAUAAGAGGUUCCAAUGUAAGCUACUUUCAGGAAUAAAAUAAACGGUUUCCACCUGGGAGAAAUAUCCAAAUAAACCAGCUGACGAUCCAGUACUAAACAACGAAAGUCAUGGAGGGAUGUAGCCUUGAUUAAAAUGGAUAGGAUGAGGAUAACCUGAAGAAAGAGCCAUGUAACUAUUUGCUGAGGAAGGGACAGCAAUGUGGCAUUCACAUUGAGAUGCCCCACCAGAGGAACAAUAAAGACGAGUACAAGAGCAGGUUAAAUAGUCUUUAAAAAUAAAUUGAUCUGGCAUGAGAGCAAUCAUUGAAGAAGAAAGCCCGCAAGAUGACCAAGGCUUUGUCUAUACCACUGGUGGAAAUAUGACUUCCAUUGCUAAAUGCACUGCAGUUCUUCAGAUCAAUGCAACCUAUUAACUUAACACACUGGAUCUCAGGAUUCACUUAAUAUUCCUAUAUUAUUCUGAAUAAAAACUAUUAUGGAAUAUACUCCUUGAAAUCCUAACAUCUGUGCUCAAUCGCUUGCAGUGAAUGCACAUUGUUCAUCUAAAGUGAUGUUGCAUUGAUAUCAAGGCCGUUUCCUUCCAGAUGUAGAACACUACAUGUAAUUGAAGUCAUAAUACUGCAAAAUGGGGAUAAAUAUUGUCCCACUAUUUGAGACUAUAUUCUCUUGUUUCUGUUAUUUUAUCUCGAUUUAAUCACCUAACUCAUAUUCCCUUCCCUCUGUUGACUCAACCUUUACGCUGAUGACACCAACAACACUUCAAAAUCCCUGUCAGUGGGUUAUAAUCCAUUUUAAAAAGAAUUGGUUUUCUUUCUGUCAGUCAGAGGAUGGAUUAGUGUAAUUGAAAUUAAUCAGAGUUAUGUGUCAAAAUGCAUCAGGGCUUUGCAACUAACCUGAUCAUUUCAAGAAAGUUGAAAACACAAAUAAAGAUUAGUCAUCGUUGGCUGAGUUAGCAUGGGUUAUUUAACUAAUGAUUUCAGGAGCAUUGAUUUAAUAUUAAAAAGGCGGUUAUUGGAGAAAGGUGUUACAAUUUGAAUAGAGAUGGCAAAUAAUGAUACAUUAAUUAUCUUUUCACCUUUGGGACUUCAGCUUGAAUCCAAAAUAUACCAAGCGAUGAUAAAGUUCUUUUCGGCACUUGCUGAAAAUGCAUCACAGGACAUUGCAGGCAAACAUAAUUUUCCAUCUGUUCACUUGAAAGCGAGUAAUGCCAAUGGGCAGCGUGCCCAGAAUAUGCUUACUGUAAGCACAGAAUCGUCAAAUUGCUUCUUAAUGCCUCCACUCUGUACCUUGUCAACCUUGGAUUUAAAAUUAAGUUCAACAGUCAUCAUGGUUUAUCAUGCCAGGGCAAAUGGAAUAUUUUAAAGCAUUUGAUUAUCUCACUGCGAGGAUGGUUGGUAGGAAAAAGUAUUUGCAGCAGGUGAUCUGCAGCUUUUUUAAUGGGACUGUACCUGGUGUGAGAAAGAUUAAUGAUUGCAGCCACAGGUGUACUGACUGUAGGCUGCCCAUGUAGCUAAGAAAAUGGAGUUUGUGGUUUUAUUAGCUGUCAGUAGGACUUAACAACUGAAACAAGGCAAUAAGUGUCUAGUUUUACAGAUUCUGCUGAUAGCCAGCAUCUGGAAGCAUACAGUCAUGCAGAACUCAGAUACCACAGGAAUCAUUUAGAUGUGACCUACUUUCUGACUAAUUUACUUAUUCCUGCAGAAACUCCCUAAUCUCAAAUAUCACUUUUAAUUCAGCAAAAACAUUGUGCAUUUGUCUGCAAUACAUUCCUUGAACAUGAUUUUCAUCUCACUGGUAGGUGUUUAAGCCUGCCUGCUCCAACAAGCUCAAUAAAAUAGCAACCUUAAUGCCAAUCAAUGAAAGCCAGUCUGAUAAUUCUGCCAGUCACUCCUGUUGUUCUAAUUCAACUUCUAUUCUUUCCAACUUGUUGAUUAAAACACCACCUGACAAUAAAUGCAGAGUUCAAAUUAGUUAAAUUUUAAUCUAUCCAGAUUGACUGAAAGCAGUUUUAAUUCAUUUUCAUUAUUUUCAGUUAUUUCUUCUUACCAAGACGGUGAUGUCAGGUGAUUCAGUCCACUGGUGUCUACUUCGGCCAGGGUCAAAGUUCAAAGUAAAUUUAUUACCAUAUACUACCUUGGCAGUAGCUGUCACACUCAUUCUGCACACCAUUCAGUGGUGGAGUGGACUGAGCACGGUUUUCAACUUCAGUAAGAAGAUUUCCAAACAGAGUCAUGCUUUCUGAAAGUACAGUGCAUUACCUAAGUACUAAGGCUUCCACCUCCUCAAACUCAGCAGCAGUUGGCAUGGAAGUGGAUAUAAAGUGUGAAAUAUCCCUGUCAUGUCGAACUAUCAUUGUUUGUUAAUGUACAUAUGUACAUUAGAUUGGUAAAUAGUAGAGUGUCAACUAUUAUUACCCAUUUUGGUGGAUGCAAUCUUGAAUGGAUUUUCUGCUGCUAAGAUCCCACAUUAUAUUUCCUAGAGUCUGAUUUUGACAUCAAAUUCAAUUAGAAGUAAAUUUGUGACUAUAGAGAUAUGUCUUUUCAUUAGGACACUUUGCAUCCACAUUCUUUUUCUUUCUGAAGCAUACUGAUCAUCAGGACUAAUGAUAACAACUGAGUAAAAUAUUUAAGCCAAGUUGUUUUACGGUUGCUCACAAUUGUUUAAUGUUUACGUAAAACACAACUUUCUUAUGAACUGUGUCACAGACUAUACUUGUAGAAGUAGGGGUGUUCGUCAUUAAGGCAUCUUACAAGAAAUGUAAAGUAUAAUUAACUCAGAACUAUAAUUAAAUCUUCACUGAUUGAACAUAUAUGGAGAGCCUGAACAAUUUUCAUAUCUUACAAAUUCUUUAGGAAUUGUGAUUACUCUUUAUAGAAUGAUAAUAAAAUGUAGAAACUUAUUGUCUCUGUGGUUGUAGUGGAUUAAGAUAAAAAUUUCCAAGCAAAUGGGUUGUAAAAAGUCACCUGUUCUUUUGCCUACAGUAGGUUUGCAAGCAUUCAUGUAUCAUUUUGGAAACUUUUGUACACCUAGAUCCUACUAUUUAUCCAAACAUCCCUUCAGUUUAAUGCAAUCUUUGUAGUUCUAUGUACAGCAAUGGUACUGUAGCAAUCUUAUCUAUGCAGACUCUGUUUCACGCAAUGCAAGUUCACAGCUUCACAUAAUUCAGUUAAGUGAACAACAGCAAAUGCAUUUAUGUGCAGCCAUUUUGGGUCAUUAUGAGGCUUUAAGGUUGGUAAAAAGACCACAAAGCCCCUGAAACAAACAAUGUUGUCACUCUCAUUAUCAAUCUGUCUGGCCUCAUUCAGACUGCUGUGUUACAGAUGUGCCAUGUGUUGAGAUUUUCAAGUAAAUCUAAAUGUGUUCUUCUUUCAGUUUCCAGGAAUAACUGACAGCACUGUCAGCACUCCAAUAAUUGUACUUUUGAACUCUGUGUUCGAGUAGCCAGUGAGUGGAUAGGGUAAAAUUUCCCUUGUAGUGAAAAAAUCUGUGAAUACCUGUUUACUGCAAUAAUUAACUGUACAGCAUUAGAAUGUGCAAAUUCCAAGACAGUGAUUGUUAUGGCAUUAGUUAGAAGAUUUUUCGUGUUUGUGUAAAGUAAACAAAAAUGUUUUAGUCCCAUUGGUCUACACUUGCACUCUCUAAAUUGUUUUAAACUCCGAUCAAUUGUGACUACAUAUGUACCUGAUUAUUAUACACAUUUCCUUCCUGAUUAACUUAUAGCAGUAUAGAUUGAUAACCAUAUUCUUUAUACUUGAAUGAUAAGAGUUUUGAAGUAUAUGCAUAUUAUACUACUCAGUUGUAUUUAAAAAUAAUCCAUUGGUUAUCACAGACCUGGUGCUUAUCUCCAAAAACUUAAAAUGAUUGUGAAGAUUAAACAAUGUUAAUCUACUUGGUCAUUUUAAAUAUUGACAACUGUCAAGAAAUUUUCUUUAUUAUAAUAACAAAAUUCACGACUGUCACAUAGUAAAAAAUUAUUGCUUUCACUUGCCAAAAAAACUCCCAUUAAGGUAUCCAGUUUUAAAAUAUGAAAUAGAGCUCAUCGAUUUAUAAAAGUGUUUAUUCCGAAUAUUCUUUG
Molecule: messenger RNA, 7664 nt
Organism: Mobula hypostoma (lesser devil ray)
Lineage: Eukaryota; Metazoa; Chordata; Chondrichthyes; Myliobatiformes; Myliobatidae
Product: regulator of G-protein signaling 7
Exons: 17
Coding region: 403-1842 (479 amino acids)
Biological process (GO): positive regulation of GTPase activity; G protein-coupled receptor signaling pathway; intracellular signal transduction
Cellular component (GO): plasma membrane; neuron projection; cytoplasm
Molecular function (GO): GTPase activator activity
Source: RefSeq, a predicted model, not a curated record